AGCGCAGCAUCGUCCCACCGGCGUGUCACCGGGAAUCAAGACGACGCCGCGGCGGAGCCGCCAGUCUGCAGCCACAUCAGCGGAGCGGCCGGACUCUCCCCCAGGACUCUCUCUCCCCCAGACCCCACACAGCUCUGUCCCAGCAUGCUCAGCCCUCUGUUCCGAGCCCACGGGCUCCUGGUGGCCUCUCACCCCUGGGAGGUCAUCGUGGCCACCGUCACCCUCACCAUCUGCAUGAUGUCCAUGAACAUGUUCACCGGCAACGACCAGAUCUGCGGCUGGAACCUGGACUGCCCUCGCGCCGAGGAGGACAUCCUGAGCAGCGACAUCAUCAUCCUGACCAUCACACGCUGCAUCGCCAUCAUCUACAUCUACUUCCAAUUUCAGAACUUGAAACAGCUGGGAUCCAAAUACAUCUUAGGCAUUGCUGGUCUUUUCACCAUAUUCUCCAGCUUUGUGUUCAGCACAGUCGUCAUCCACUUUUUUGAUAAAGAGCUCACAGGCCUCAAUGAGGCAUUGCCCUUUUUCCUGCUUCUCAUCGACCUCUCCAAAGCAUGCGCCCUCGCCAAGUUUGCCUUAAGCUCGAAUUCUCAGGAUGAAGUGAGGGACAACAUCGCCUCUGGCAUGGCUGUGCUGGGCCCCACCUUCACCCUGGAUGCUCUGGUAGAGUGCUUGGUGAUCGGAGUGGGAACCAUGUCAGGUGUGAGGCAGCUGGAAAUCAUGUGUGGCUUCGGAUGCAUGUCUGUCCUGGCCAACUACUUUGUGUUCAUGACCUUCUUCCCUGCGUGCGUGUCUCUGGUGCUGGAGCUGUCCCGCGAGAGCAAGGAGGGCCACCCCAUCUGGCAGCUCAGCCACUUCUCCAGAGUGAUGGAGGAGGAGGACAGCAAGCCCAACCCCGUAUCCCAGAGAGUCAAGAUGAUCAUGUCUCUGGGUUUGGUGAUGGUUCACGCCCACAGCCGCUGGAUCUCCAAACCCCUGUCCAUGAACAGCACAGACGGGAUCCCGCAGGUCGGCAUGGAGAUGGACCAGCAAUCCCCCAGGAGGAUCGAGCCGGAGAAGCCGCUCUGGCACUUCUACCUCACCAGGAUGAUAACCAUGGACAUUGAGCAGGUGAUCUGUCUGACCCUGGCCCUGCUCCUGGCUAUCAAGUAUAUCUUCUUUGAGCAAGUUGAAAUGGAGUCCACAUUUUCCCUAAGGAACCCCAUCACUAUGUCCACCCCCGCCCCAAAACUGCUGCACGCCAAGACCUGCUGCGUGAAGGAGAGCCCUGCCCCAUCAGCCCUGUCAGCCCCGUCAGCCCUGUCGGCCCCGGCUCUCACGCUGCCCUGCAGGGAGGACAGAGAUGAAGUGAUCCGGCCGUUCCCCGCCACCACCAAUGACUGCCAACCAAAGAACGCAUUCUUUCUGGGGGAGCGAGAUGGAGGGUUGAAGUCGGAGCCUGCUCGGCCUCCCCCCCCCCAAAAGCCCAGAGCACUGACUGAUUGUGUGGCGAUUCUCAACAACCCCGAGCUGGGGCCUCGUUUCCUGAGCGACGCUGAGGUGAUGCUGCUGGUGACCUCCAAACACAUCCCUGCGUACAAACUGGAGGCCGUGAUGGAGAGCCCCGAGAGAGGAGUGGCCAUCCGGAGACAGAUGAUUUCUCCAAAGCUGCCCCGAGCGUCGGUGCUGUCCUCCCUGCCCUACACCGGUUACGACUACUCCAAGGUCACCGGCACCUGCUGCGAGAACGUGAUUGGCUACAUUCCCGUGCCAGUGGGAGUGGCCGGACCUCUACACCUGGAUGGAAAACAGUUCCAGGUUCCCAUGGCAACCACAGAGGGCUGCUUGAUUGCGAGCACUAACCGUGGUUGCCGAGCAGUCGCACUGGGCGGCGGGGCCAGCAGCUGCAUCCUGGCCGACAGCAUGACCCGCGGGCCCGUGGUCCGGCUCCCCUCGGCCUGCAAAGCUGCCGCCGUCAAAGCCUGGCUGGAGAGCGGCCAGGGCUUUGAGACCAUCAAACAGGCGUUUGACAGCACCAGCAGGUUUGCUCGUUUGCAAAAGCUGCUGGUCGGCCUGGCGGGGAGGAACCUCUACAUCCGCUUCCACUCCAGCACCGGAGACGCCAUGGGGAUGAACAUGAUCUCCAAGGGUACAGAGCAGGCCCUCGGCGUCCUGCACCAGCACUUCCCAGAGCUGCAGGUGAUUGCUCUCAGUGGGAACUUCUGCACAGAUAAGAAACCAGCCGCCAUCAACUGGAUCGAAGGCCGGGGCAAAUCUGUCGUCUGUGAAGCCACCAUACCUGUAAAGGUGGUGACAGAGGUCUUAAAAACAACAACACAAGCUUUGAUAGAAGUCAACAUCAAUAAAAACCUGGUGGGCUCCGCCAUGGCGGGAAGCAUCGGCGGCUUCAACGCGCACGCCGCUAACCUGGUGGCUGCCAUCUACAUCGCCUGUGGGCAGGAUCCGGCUCAGACGGUGGGCAGCAGCAACUGCAUCACACUCAUGGAGCCGUCAGGGCCCACAGGAGAAGACCUGUACAUCAACUGCACUAUGCCCUCUAUAGAACUGGGGACUGUGGGGGGGGGCACCAACCUGCCCCCCCAGCAAGCCUGCCUGCAGAUGUUGGGUGUGCAGGGAGCCAGCCAAGACUGUCCUGGGGAAAAUGCCCGCCAGCUGGCCAAGAUUGUGUGUGCCACAGUCCUGGCCGGAGAGCUCUCCCUGAUGAGUGCCCUGGCUGCUGGUCACCUGGUCAAGAGUCACAUGACACACAACAGAUCAAAGGUGAACCUGCAGGGACCUGAAGCAAUAUGCAGCAGGAAAACCUCCAGAGACGGAAAAUAGCUAACUAAGUUCACAGACAGAUCAGUAAAGUCAGGGAAACAUGGACAAUCUGCCGAGGACUGAUUCCUCGUCAGGGAGAAAGCAUCUCCCCCUCCACUGAGGCGUUCAACCUGAGCAUUUCACUAACUGAUACGGUGGAUAUGAAAAGGAUCCAACUCACGAACUUGUAUCGCUGUGGAUUUUGUUGACCAUCUGCUACAAGUCAAUGUGGUUCUGUUGUCAUAUUUGAUGUGUGUACUGAAUGUGGCAUGAAUCUUUAAUUAAAACAACAGAAUUAAGUGUUAACAGAAGUGUGCGGAACCUGCUCCCAGACCCAGAAUGUAUGACCCUGAUGAAGGGUUGGUGGAGGCGGGCGUUUGUUGCUCCGGCCCUUCAGAACCCUACGCUCCCUCAUUCAGUGAAAGCAGGAGUCAUUCAGAGUUGACAAAUCAAUAAAUGUGACGUUUACUGAGUGUGUCUGAACAUUCACACACUCAGUAUCAUAGCGCUGUGUAUCAAAGAUGC
Messenger RNA from Cololabis saira (Pacific saury), 3324 nucleotides. It is a transcript of the gene hmgcra, whose product is annotated as 3-hydroxy-3-methylglutaryl-CoA reductase a. Gene Ontology annotation, molecular function: NADP binding; hydroxymethylglutaryl-CoA reductase (NADPH) activity; protein binding. NCBI's taxonomy places the organism in Eukaryota, Metazoa, Chordata, Actinopteri, Beloniformes, Belonidae. Gene Ontology annotation, cellular component: endoplasmic reticulum membrane; peroxisomal membrane. The transcript has 20 exons. Bases 145 to 2820 code for a protein of 891 amino acids. The record is from RefSeq and is a predicted model, not a curated record. Gene Ontology annotation, biological process: sterol biosynthetic process; coenzyme A metabolic process; isoprenoid biosynthetic process.